Messenger RNA from Cricetulus griseus (Chinese hamster), 1330 nucleotides. NCBI's taxonomy places the organism in Eukaryota, Metazoa, Chordata, Mammalia, Rodentia, Cricetidae. The record is from RefSeq and is a predicted model, not a curated record.
CCCAGGCGUUGCUUCCUGGGAGGCGUUUGGCGACGGUUGAGCGGCAAGAUGAGCGUCUUCUCGCGCCUCAGGAACGGAAUCCCGCCGUCGCGCGACGACUGCCAGUCUCCCUAUGAGCGACUGAGUCAACGGAUGUUGGACAUUUCUGGGGACCGAGGUGUGCUGAAGGACAUCAUCCGAGAGGGCGCUGGCGACACCGUAACUCCCGAUGCUUCCGUGCUGGUGAAAUAUUCUGGAUACCUAGAGCACAUGGACAAGCCUUUUGACUCUAAUUGCUUUAGGAAAACACCUCGGCUGAUGAAACUUGGAGAAGAUAUUACACUCUGGGGCAUGGAGCUGGGGCUUCUAAGCAUGCGCAGAGGGGAACUGGCCAGGUUCCUGUUCAAGCCAACCUAUGCUUAUGGCACCCUGGGGUGUCCGCCCCUCAUCCCUCCAAAUGCCACUGUCCUGUUUGAGAUUGAGCUGAUUGACUUCCUCGAUUCUGCUGAGUCGGACAAAUUUUGUGCACUCACGGCUGAGCAGCAAGAACAGUUUCCACUUGAGAAGGUCCUCAAGGUAGCAGCAACGGAGAGGGAGUUUGGCAACUACCUUUUCCGCCAGAAUCGCUUCUGUGAUGCCAAAGUGAGAUACAAGCGGGCCUUGCUGCUGCUUCACCGACGCUUGGCAAUCUGUAAGGAGCAGCACCUGGUGGAGCCUGCUGAGCUUCUAGUCCUCCUUAACCUGUCUUUUGUGUACCUGAAGCUAGACCGACCAGCCAUGGCCCUGCGUUAUGGGGAGCAGGCUCUGCUCAUUGACCAAAGGAAUGCCAAGGCCCUCUUCAGGUGUGGACAGGCUUGUCUCCUUCUAACUGAGUAUGAGCAGGCCCGGGAUUUUCUAGUGAGAGCUCAGAAGGAGCAGCCCUGCAACCAUGACAUCAAUAAUGAACUGAAGAAGCUGUCCAGCCACUACAGAGACUACGUGGACAGAGAGAGAGAGAUGUGUCACCGGAUGUUUGCUCCCUGUGGGAGCAGCUCCUCGGUGGGAAGAAACUGAAGGUUUGUCAGCCACUGCAAGCAAGAAGAGUGUCAGUGAACUCCUCCAUCAUACUGCAGUUGGAGAUGGACGGAGCUCCCUAAUUCAGACUGCUCCAGCCACCCUGGAAGACAGCAGCACUGCUGCCAGCCUGCUUCUCCAGGUUCAAACUCGGUAACAAAAGGUAGUCCUGACAGCAGCAAGCUGUUCUGGAAAGUAGGUUACGUGUGUCUCCUUGGCUUAGUUCCCAGCCCUAACCCCUUUCCAACUGCUGAUGUCAGAGGGUCAGUACAGAGAGAAAUGGCUUUGUAUAUUGUUG